Messenger RNA from Eurytemora carolleeae, 1762 nucleotides. Its product is annotated as proton-coupled folate transporter. Gene Ontology annotation, cellular component: membrane. The record is from RefSeq and is a predicted model, not a curated record. Lineage: Eukaryota; Metazoa; Arthropoda; Copepoda; Calanoida; Temoridae. Gene Ontology annotation, molecular function: transmembrane transporter activity. Gene Ontology annotation, biological process: transmembrane transport.
CAUGCUUUUACUGAUGGUUAUUGCAAUUAAAUGUUUGGUUUCCCCCAAAAUGGAUGCAUGCUCUAAGAACCUAUCUAAACAUUUAUUAAUCUAUUAAAAUGAAGAGAAAAAUGUUUUUGAAUUUCUGGAAGAGUCAGAAUGACGAAGCAAAAAAAGUCAAAGGAAAAAAUGGAAAAGUGAAAGAACUUUUAGAAAAAUUGCAAAAAGGCUGGCGGAGGUAUCCGGAACCGGUUCUGUUCUUGUUUGUUAUUAUGUACAGUAUAUGCAUUGUUCCUACCAGUAAAAUUUAUGUGGAUAAGGUAUGUAGAAUCGAACUUGCAGAAUUUCUUGAAGCAAAAAAUCUUUCAACUGAAGUAUGUCAACUUAUGCAAAGAAAUAAAUCCUAUGAAGAAGUUGAGAAAGAAACACAGAAAAGAGUAUCUGAACUGAAGGUAUAUGAGGGUCUGAUCUCCCAUAUACCAAGUAUAGGGUUCUCUAUGUUUAGAAAAGAGUAUCUGAACUGAAGGUAUAUGAGGGUCUGAUCUCCCAUAUACCAAGUAUAGGGUUCUCUAUGUUUAGAAAAGAGUAUCUGAACUGAAGGUAUAUGAGGGUCUGAUCUCCCAUAUACCAAGUAUAGGGUUCGCUAUGUUUGCUGGUACAUGGGCGGAUAGAAGAGGAAGAAAACUUGUUAUGAUUCUUCCAUUUAUAGGCCAAAUUCUUAGCUUUAUGUGGCUGCUGGCCUGUGUUCACUGGUGGGAUGAGAUUCCUCCAAAGUAUCUUCUCUUUCAAGGUAUAACAGGAUGGACAGGAGGAUACAUGUGUCUCAAUGUUGGUAUAUUCUCCUAUAUUUCCGAUACAAGCACCAUGGAGAACAGAACGUCAAGAAUGUCCAUCCUCACCGGUAUCUUCGGUUUCGGGAGCAUCAUUGGUAUUCAGAUCGGAGGCAACGUCGCCAACUACUCGGCUAUAUUCAUAGCAGCAGCAUCUCUUGGUAUUAUAGGAAUAUGCUACACAGUUUUUGUUCUGGAGGAAAGCUUGGAUAAAUCCCUGCUAACUGAUGGAAAACAAUCUGUGUUAAGUCAAGUGAUUGGUUGCUUCAAAACUACAAUAAAGAAGAGACCAGGCCGGGACAGGAUAAUGUUAUUUAUCAACUUGUUCCAGUUCAUGUGCUUCAUGCUGUGCAUCAACACCAACGAGUUUGAUUACUUGAUGACCAGGCUGAAGUUCUCCUGGACCAGAAAGGAUUAUAGUAAUUUUAUGACAGUGAAAGGCUGUAUUCGAAUUGCUGGCUUAUGGAUAUUCCUCCCCAUUUUAUCAAAAAUAUUCAAGGUGGGAGACGGUCUAAUAGUUUCUAUCUGCUGCUUUGUUACCAGUAUUGGCUAUCUGAUACAGACUAUUUGUUCCACGGACUGGGGAGGAGACUGGCCUCUCUACUUCUCCUUAUUCUUACAACCAAAUGCUUUAGGAUCUGCUGGAAACAGGUCCAGAUUAAGUAAGAUCGCUGGAACUGGAGAAGUAGGUCAAAUAUUUGCUGUUAUAGGGAUUGGUCAGGCUAUUGUAGCACUUGUUUCCCAUAGUUUGUUUGGAGUGAUAUACAACAAGACCCUGUCCAUAUACCCCACUAGUUACCUUAUACCAAUUGUAAUUUUACUUUUUAUUUGCUUCCUUCUUACUUUCCUUGAUCCACAACUUGUCGGAGUCAACUCUGUUGUUCCUCUAGAUCAACUAACAGAGAUCAAAAACAAUGUUAACUCUGAAAAUGAUACCAAAGAACUACAGGAAA